GAGCUGACAUUCCCGCGAAACCCAUCGCCGAUACCAAUAUAUAGUCAAUUGCCGAACACAUCGGCGGACACUUUGCUCAACACAUGUUCGCGAAUGAAUGGCAUUCAAUCAUCAAAUGGCAAAGAGAUGUCGGCAAUCGGCGAACCUUUUCUCAAAAAGAGUGUCCAAAACACUGCCGAACAGAACAACGCGGAUGUGUUUCGUCAGCCGAGGACUGCGCCCCGAUUUGGACUCAAAGCGAAGGCCAACAUCGCUGCGCCCGUCUCCGAGCCAACAGCCUCUCCGUCCAGACCUGAACCGAAAGCGCCUCUAAAUCAGGCGCAGAGCAAACUGUUGGCCAAACUUAAGGAAAAAUAUACACAACUAUCAGAUGAUAUUCUGGUGGACAGUAUGUCACAAACGAAGAAUCAAUUGAUCACAACCGGGUCAGCAAAGACUCGUCCGAAUGGUACGAUUCCUGCUCUCAAGUUAAUGACCGACAACUUGACGGACGCUCUGAAUGGCGGACAAAAAGCCCCGUCUUAUGAGAUGAAAGGCUGGACUCAAGUGUCGCAUAAAAUGGCCGCUAAUGAUGAGGUGAUGUGUUCUAUAUGUAUGGAACCCAUGUUUAUGGCCAAUAGAUAUGAGACUGAAUGUCACCAUUUGUUUCACUCAGAGUGUAUCACAAGUUGGGCGCGAAGUGACGGCACGUGUCCGAUAUGCCGAAGCCAUGUCCUGCCGCCCGGCGAAUACCCCGUACUUUAAAGUGCAUUCAUAUUCAAAGUUAUGCCAAUCAAUGGUAUCUAAAUUGAAGUGUGAUUUUAAAAAAAAUAUAAAUUUACGAUAUAUUAAUAAAUAGAAAGUAAUUGUUUACUAAUUUUUGCACAUUUAUAAACAAUUUGUUACUUAAAUAAUACAAAUAUAAUACAAUUAAUUACACAAAUGUUUUAUCUCAUUAACUAUUACUACAUAAUCACAUAAAAAUAUAUAUUGAAUAUUGACUUUUAUAUAACUAUAAUAAUAAUAAUAGG
This is a messenger RNA of Medioppia subpectinata, 1010 nucleotides long. The record is from the annotation of a GenBank genome assembly. NCBI's taxonomy places the organism in Eukaryota, Metazoa, Arthropoda, Arachnida, Sarcoptiformes, Oppiidae.